This is a messenger RNA of Biomphalaria glabrata, 679 nucleotides long. RefSeq lists its product as uncharacterized. The record is from RefSeq and is a predicted model, not a curated record. The coding region runs from base 180 to 608 and encodes 142 amino acids. NCBI's taxonomy places the organism in Eukaryota, Metazoa, Mollusca, Gastropoda, Planorbidae. The transcript is spliced from 6 exons.
CAGGUAAACAAACACAAAAAAUAGUAUGCAAAUUCGAAUGUACAAUAAAAAGGAGUUUUCUUAAGUCUUUUCUGAUACCAUAUUGAAUACAUACAUGUUAUUUUUGAACUCCACUAAAAAGAAAUGUUAAAAGCCCUUGGUUUGGAUGUGAAUGUUUGGCGCACUUGACGACAUCGACCAUGAAGACUUCUUUAGCAGCAUUGUUUAGUGUUUUAAUGUUCACAACAUUGGUAAACGCAGUUUAUUAUUAUAAAGUACCCGACUGUGUGGUAGAUUUUAUACAGAAAGUUAAGACUGGUCAAAACUUCUGUCUUGCAGCCAGGACGUAUUCAAAUUGUUCAGUGGAAAGUCUACACUUACCAGCUUAUGACAGUGAAUGGGUUUAUGAUGAAAUUCUUCAGAAGUGGAGAAGCAUGGGGGUUAACUGCUCCACAACUUUGACGGAACUACAUGAACGUUACCAUGGAAUGGAAUUCCUUGAUAUGAUCAUUCCAACUUCGAUGGAAAAUCCAAACUCUGGGUCGAGCUUACUUUUUAAAAGCAAUGCAUUAGUCAAAGCUUUAUAUUUGGGAUGUGUACUUUUUUUUUUUACAUUAACUUACUUCUAAAGUCCCUUUAAUAAAUACAGUUUCUGUUAGAAAAAUUAUAGCUUGCUUGAAAUAAACUGUCUGGCCUAAUA